This is a messenger RNA of Hemibagrus wyckioides, 3498 nucleotides long. RefSeq names its product mbt domain containing 1 (gene mbtd1). The coding region runs from base 166 to 2256 and encodes 696 amino acids. The record is from RefSeq and is a predicted model, not a curated record. The transcript is spliced from 17 exons. Gene Ontology annotation, molecular function: zinc ion binding. NCBI's taxonomy places the organism in Eukaryota, Metazoa, Chordata, Actinopteri, Siluriformes, Bagridae. Gene Ontology annotation, cellular component: nucleus. Gene Ontology annotation, biological process: regulation of DNA-templated transcription.
UAGUAAACAGGCACGAGGGCGCAUGCGCACUUAUUCAAUGACAAUUGUUGAUAAUCAGCUGGAGUUAUUUUUUUGCAUUUGGUGAAAUAUUGAGCACGAGCCCCUGGCAGCGGGGCCUGCUGUACAGCGUACUCACAUUAGCUUUCGCUUUUACAUGAAGGGCUAAUGGAAGACGCAAGGGAUUUGGCCGAACGCACUUCACGGUCUGAAAGAAAGAGAAGAGACUCAUUUGGCAUGUUUGACGGCUAUGAGAGCAGCGAGGAGUCGAGCAGCAGCUCCAGCACAGAGGACAGCGAGGAUGAGGAGCGCAGUCUUCCUGCCGGUCUGCCCAUCAUCAAGAACAACGGGCAGGUGUACACCUAUCCUGAUGGAAAAGCUGGCAUGGCCACUUGUGAAAUGUGUGGAAUGGUCGGGGUCCGCGAUGCUUUUUACUCCAAAACAAAGAGGUUCUGCAGCGUGUCCUGCUCCAGAAGUUAUUCCUCCAACUCGAAAAAAGCCAGCAUACUGGCCAGACUUCAGGGGAAACCACCAACAAAAAAAGCGAAGGUCUUACAGAAACAGCCUCUCAUGGCAAAAUUGGCAGCUUAUGCACAGUAUCAAUCGAAUCAGCAGAGUCCUGCUAAAUCAAAAUCAGCUAUUCCUGUCGAGGGCUUCGACUGGGGUCAAUACAUUUGUAGCAAUAACAUGAUGGGAGCACCAGUAAGCUGUUUCAAACAUGUGGCCAUGCGUGUAUUUUGGGGUGACAUUACUGAUGGUGUGAGGGUCGAGGUUCUCAAUUCUGACACAAACCUCUCCACCAAAGUUUACUGGAUAGCAGAGAUCGUUAAGUUGGCAGGUUUUAAAGCACUUCUCCGAUAUGAGGGAUUCGAUAACGACUCGAGUCAUGACUUCUGGUGUAAUCUGUGCAUCCCAGAAAUCCAUCCUGUAGGAUGGUGUGCCUCGAAUGGUAAACCUUUGGUACCUCCUAAAUCAAUCCAGCAUAAGUGCUCUAACUGGAAAGGGUUUCUUGUCAAGCGACUCACUGGAGUGAAAACUCUGCCACUUGACUUUGCUAAAAGGGUACAUGAGAGCAUGCAAUACCCAUUUAAGAAGCUGAUGCGUGUGGAGGUGGUGGAUAAAACUCACCUGUGCAGGACACGUGUAGCUCUGGUCGAGCAGGUGAUCGGGGGUCGGCUGCGACUCGUCUAUGAAGAGAGCCAGGACGGCUCAGAUGACUUCUGGUGUCACAUGUACAGCCCACUCAUUCAUUCCAUCGGCUGGUCAAGGAGCAUCGGGCACCGCUUUAAAAGAUCUGAGGUGACAAAGAAAAUUGAGGGUCUGAUGGACGCCCCUUCCCAGUUAUUUCUAAGGGUGAAGGAUGUAGACCAGAGUGGCGAGUGGUUUAAAGAUGGCAUGAAGUUGGAAGCAAUAGACCCUCUCAAUCUCUCAGCUAUAUGUGUCGCUACUGUAAGAAAGGUGUUGGCAGAUGGGUACCUCAUGAUAGGGAUUGAUGGCUCAGAAGCAGCAGAUGGCUCCGAUUGGUUCUGCUACCACUCCACUUCUCCCUCCAUUUUCCCAGUGGGCUUCUGUGAAAUCAACAGCAUUGAGCUCACACCUCCGAGAGGGUACAACAAACUGCCAUUCAAAUGGUUUGACUACCUCAGAGAAUCAUGUUCAAUAGCAGCCCCUGUGAAGCUCUUUAACAAAGAGGUCCCAAAUCACGGCUUCCGCGAAGGCAUGAAGCUAGAGGCGGUGGACCUGAUGGAGCCACGUCUGGUGUGCGUAGCCACGAUAACCAGGAUCGUCCACAGACUCCUGCGCAUUCAUUUCGAUGGAUGGGAGGACGAGUAUGACCAGUGGGUGGACUGUGAGUCUCCAGACCUUUACCCUGUAGGCUGGUGUCAAGUCACUGGCUACCAGCUCCAGCCCCCUGCUGCACAAACCACAAGGGAAGCACCGCCUAAUGUGACGAAGCAGAAAAAGAAAGCUCCACAGUACAAAGGACAAAAGAAAAAGAGGAAGAUUCCAGUUGGGAGGAGGCCGCUCGGGUUUGGUGGGUCUCUGAGGAGGAGCAGUUUCUCAGGCGAUGAAGAGCAGACUCCGUCCCUUUACCUUCCCCACCCACCUGGUGUGGAGCGUGAUCGCUCACUCAACUCAGAGGCCACGCUGCAGAUAAAGGAGGAGACUCCAGAGGUGGACGAGUUCACCUUCUCCCAGGGCACAUCAGACCAAGAGAGCAACGGCUCGGGCAGUUACUACAUCAAACAGGAGCCGUGAGCGCCGGCCCUGCUGGAGCCUUACCUCACUGCCAACAGCACUGGAAGAUCCCGUUCAGAGCGACACACACACACACUUACACACACGCGGCCUGGGAGAACAGGGUGACCUUACUUCCUCUUGCACGCCAGGUCCUUUUCUUUUCAGGUAAGAAAAGCUGAUGAAGAGACGAUUCAGAAUUCAGAGUUCAGCCAGAGAAAGAAACAUGACGGGGAUUUUCUUGACUUUUUUUGUUCGAUCAGUUUGCCAGAUGGACUUUUCCUCAGUGAUCAUUGUACUUGAAGUUUUCGUAGCUGUUGUUUAUUUGUUUUUUUUUUUUUAUUUCCCUUAAUUUUUCUUCCUGUAACAUUUUCCGUAACUUUUUUUUUUUUUUUCUCUCUCUCCUCUCUCCUGUCCCAAGACCAUGUGUCUCAUGCGCUGAUUUAUUUCAAAAGCCCUUUUAUCUGGAUGGGUGUGGAUUUUGUAAGAGCAGUAAAAAUCUAUAUUGAUAAAGUAUAUCCAUAUAUAUAUAAAUAUAUGUAUAACCUUAACGAAAUAGUAGAGUAGUGGAGUAAGGGUUUAAUAUUCUAUUGGUCAGAAACCUUCCUGGUAAGAAGAGGUAUAGCCUAAUGGAAAACACUGUCACAUUUUGCACUACAGGGAUGUAAAAUUAAAUGUAUAUCAGCCUGUGAAAAUGUUGAAGUUACAGCUUUAUUGUAUUAAAACGACAAGCAAAUGUACAAUAUGUAUAGGGGCUGACCCGGCGAUCCAUUCAGCGAGGGGAUAUUUGCUCUGAUCAGCAUUACGAUAUGCAAGAACAUUUCUUUGAUAUGAAGCCAGUGUUGAUUUAUCUCUUGAUCUCAUACGUGGAGCCAUUUUUCUAUACUGGUUUUAAGUAUUUUAUGAGCCACAGAAUAAAGAAAAGAAGAACAUGAUCUUUACUAGCCACUCAACACUACUUUUUGCCAUGAUCUUAACCUCUCGCACAGCAGAGACGUUUUUUUCUGUAUCGCCGAGCCGCGAGAUCCGAGUUCGUCCCUGAACCGCCACGACAGUUUACCAGCCUCUCCGCUUUUUGUACCGAACCAAUGAGUGAUUACGCCUAUAUCCUGAGAGCAAUCGUCGAUCCCACAUGUUCGAUAUCCGAACGUUCAUUCCAAGAGUAAAAGAUUUUUUUUUUUUUUUAUACUACCUCUCUUAUAAGAAAAAGUAAACAGUGCGAAAUCUACGUCGGCUAAAAAAAAAAAAAAAAACCAACAAAAA